AUGCCUCAUUAUUUAACCAGGACUUUGCAUAGAAAUUACCAGGUUGAAUUGUUGAACGCUUUCACUAAUAAUGAUCCAGAUUUAUCACCACCUAAUAUCAUCGUUCAUGGAUUCAGAAGUACUGGUAAAACUACUACAUUAAAAGAAUACUUUAAUAGUAGGCAUGAAUUGCUUAGCUGCUGGGUUAAUGCUGUUGAGAUGGUAACAGGGAAACCUUUUGCUCAACAUGUAGCUGUUCAAGUUUCACGAAUACUUAAAGAUAAAUUUCCUGGUAUCGCUGCGAAAGAAUAUGAUCCAUUGAGUGCAGAAGACUUUUCGCUUCUAGCAAAGUUCCUCUACAAUACAUUUGCUCAGUAUCAAAACUUGGAUAAACGUUACGGUAUUUAUGUAAUAUUAGAUGAAUUUGAUAAAAUCGAUGAGUUGGAUAUUGAGCUGCUACCAAAGUUCCUAAAGCUUCAUGAACUAAUACCUAACAUAUUUAAGCUGGAAAUUAGGUUUAUCCAUGUAAUUAGUGGUUCUUCAUUUCUAGGUUACUAUUGUAAUUAUAAUAUUCCAACCAUUGUCUUUCCAAUAUACAAUCAAGAUGAAACAUCUGAUAUAGUUCACCACGUAAAGGGGAAAGAACUGGGAUCGUGCCCACAAUUGUCAUCAAAAAUAGAACAGUUUGAAUCUCCAGUGCACUCUCAAAGGUUAUGCAACGAAAUUGCAAAGAAUUUCAUUACACUUAUCAUUCAGGCUUUCCAUUCAUAUACGGGAAAUGACCCGGCUAUUCUAAUAGAGAUGAUCGAGGGCAAGUGGGACAGCUAUGUUGAUUCGAUAACAGAGCAAAACUACAAAGACCCUCCUGCACUGUACAAAGCUAACCUGGAGCUAUUUAAGAAUACUGGUGAUACUCUAAUUGGCAAUGAUGAUGAUAAUGAAAUUGAGGACUAUGGCAACGAAAACCUCAAUAAAACUGAUCAAAACGGAAGCACUUCGAAAUCAAUUACUAAGUCUCAAUUUACUAAUAAUGCAUAUGAGAUUUCGACCAUGUCCAAGUACCUACUCAUUGCAGCCUAUUUGACGUCAUAUUUAAAUCCAAGGUUUGACAGUAAGGUAUUUUCCAAGAAAAGUCACCUACGAGCAGGAAGGUCUUCAUAUGGGCGUCGCCAUAAAAUGGAUACAAACCCACGCUACCUACAACCUUCCCUAUUUUCAUUGGAACGGUUAUUAGCAAUUUUCCAAUCAAUAUAUCCUGUCCAUAUAUCAAAGGAAUUGCAUUCAGAUUUCAUCCAGAAGGACACUCAUAUGAGAGCCAAUGUUGAAGUUUAUGAAAAUCUCUCUGAGCUGAAUUCCUUGAAAUUAAUCACGUCUGCAAUAAACAAGAGCGUUGAUUACUUGCAUGAGAAGGUAAAGUGGAAGGUGAACGUAUCUUGGGAGAUAAUAACAGAGAUUUCAAGGACUGUGGACUUUGACAUUGCUGAGUACUUCAGUGAUAUUCAUGAGUGA
This is a messenger RNA of Eremothecium sinecaudum, 1488 nucleotides long. It is a transcript of the gene ORC5, whose product is annotated as origin recognition complex subunit 5. Bases 1 to 1488 code for a protein of 495 amino acids. Gene Ontology annotation, cellular component: nuclear origin of replication recognition complex; nucleus. The transcript has a single exon. Gene Ontology annotation, biological process: DNA replication initiation; DNA replication. NCBI's taxonomy places the organism in Eukaryota, Fungi, Ascomycota, Saccharomycetes, Saccharomycetales, Saccharomycetaceae. Gene Ontology annotation, molecular function: DNA replication origin binding. The record is from RefSeq and is a predicted model, not a curated record.